UUCACAGCUGAGCCACUGAUUGAGAGCACAAGACCGUGGAGGGGAAUCACCUGGCGAGAUUCAGAAAUGCAUGCCCUCAAGUGUAGUCGGCGGGAGCUCAUCUUCACUCCGCGUUUAGAAGUCGCCGAGCGGCUCAACAAGAACGAAGACGAGCGGCUGAACCGCCACCUACGUGCCAUCGAUGAGACCCGCGUACGACAGGUGGCCAGGGUCAAGGAGGAGCGACGACAGCUGCAGCAGGAACUGCAACACAUCCGCCACGACACCACCCCCUCACUGGAGGACCUGACGCUCGAAAUCCCACCGGACAUGUCCAGGACGUAUCUGCUCCAAAAGCGACACUCGCUGCCUUGCCUGCGUUUAACAUCUCCGAUUGUCCCCAGUCAAGAUGGCAUGGCGAGUAGGCGCUACUCAUCUGUUGCCAUUCCGACAGACUUCCAGAAGCGCAUGAGUGACUUCCUGGGUGUGCUGGAGCAGAUGAACUCAGGAGAAACGUCCGACGGACCUCCGCUCAGCGAGGAAGAGGGGGACACCUCAACUGAUUCUGAAGGGUUGAUCAUGGAAGAGAAGGAUGAGGAGGAGCUGCAGGACGAGGAGGGAGACGGGGCCGGAAUGUGUCGGAAGGACAUGGGACCCACCCUGGAGGAGGCCCUGAAUCAGGUGCGCAACUGCCGCUACCUCCGGCACCGCAUCCGUCCCGAAAUGGAGCGGGAGCUGAGCCCGCAGGAGAUCUUUGCCAAGGAGGAAUCGGAGUGCGAGGACAGCUGCCAAGAGCCACCUGGUAACCUUAACAGCAGCGAAGGUCACUGCCAAGGCGGCACCCACGCUCUACCUCGUCACGUUCCACAGAUGCCCGGCUAAAAAUAGAGCCCCUCGGGGUCAGGCAGUUCCUGAUAAACCUUUAUUGUGCAGUGAUUGCCAUUUAUCAGCGGAGCCUGUUUGCUUAUGUCACACGCGAGUGUUUACACGAUGAUCUCAGUGUCGAGCGACAUCUUGGGCCUUUCAAGCUGCCCAGUCCUCCUCCUCCUCCUCUUCCUCCUCCUCUGCUGGCGUUUAAACAAAUACAUAGAUUGUUAUCUGACUGGCUGUACGCCCCCUUGUGUUGAAGGGCUCUUCUGACGAGCUUUGUGAAAUGUUUGCUCUGUAGCUGAUUGACCGAUCAGAGCCAUUU
Polypterus senegalus (gray bichir) is the source of this 1171-nucleotide messenger RNA. RefSeq lists its product as uncharacterized. Bases 67 to 861 code for a protein of 264 amino acids. The transcript is spliced from 4 exons. The record is from RefSeq and is a predicted model, not a curated record. NCBI's taxonomy places the organism in Eukaryota, Metazoa, Chordata, Cladistia, Polypteriformes, Polypteridae.